AUGAAGCUUAUCGCCACAUACGCACUGGCCCUGCUGCUAGUCAGCCCGGUCCUGGCUCGGCCCAACUUGGUGGAACCGAUCUACCUACGACGGCGCAGCAAUCCUCUGGAGAUAGUGGAAGAGAGCGUGGAGUCGAGCAGCCUGCCACAGGACAUUUCGGCCCAGAGCAGUACCGAGCAGCAGCAGCAGCAGUCAACCACCGGUAGCUCGGAGUCCGCCACCGACAGCAGCACCAGCUUCGUCGCCAGCACGUCCACGCACCAACCAAGCCACGCGUUCAAGCGUCCCGAGCUGCUGAAGACGAAGAUGGGCACGUCCGGUUUCGUGGUGUCCACCAGCACGAAAGUGCUAACCGGCGGUGCGAGUGCCGCUUCCGGUGCAGCUUCCCAGCGGCCCCGGCCGGGCCCGGUUCUCGGUUCGGGCGAAGCGAAAGCUAACGACCAGCUAACCCUCUUUGAUCGCUAUUCAGGACACGCCGGUGUGGCGGAACCGAUGACGGACGAGGAGUAUCAGAGUGAGUUGCACCGCGCCACGGAGCGCGUCCCACUGCGGACGACCACCCCGCGGGAAGGUCUAUCUACCUGGGUUCUGCUGUCGGGCAGCGAUUCCGCCGAGAUGAAGGGUGAGUCGACGAGCACGACAAGGAAGGUGAUCACCACGACGACGACGAAACCGACCACCGCCACGAAACGCUUCCAACCGACCACUCGACGCCUAAUCCCAUCGACCACACCGACCCGUCCGGCCCGAACCACCACCGUCAAUCCGGACGAAAAGAAGGAAAAACAGAGCAAACCACUGCCCAAGCAGAAGAUUGCCUCCACGACGCUGAAGCCGGUGAUUGUGAAGAAGGUGAAGAAACCGUUGACUAACACACCCACACCCACCACAACAACCGCCACCACGACGACGACGGCGACGAUGACCACGACGACCACCACCUCCACUCCCACGACGACUCCCGAGCUGAUCAUCACGGAGCAGAGUGCCUCGACGGUGGCGAACGACCUGUCGGCCCCAGUCACCGAUGACAGCUCGAUGGAGUCGUCCACCUUCCUGAUACUGGAGCCGAAGGAUGCCCAGUUCGAUCUGCCCGAGGAUCGCUCGCCGUCGAAAACGGCACCGCCCGCUAGCGGUGGCAAGGUCGCGAAGAAACCCACACGAAAGCCCAACUCCAAGGCACCGGGCGGCACGAAGAAGAAGCCGGCCAGCAAGAAAACGCGCAAACCGGAGGUGAAGGACGGUGUGGCGAAUGAUAAGAAGCCGGCGAACAAGAACAAACCCGUCUCGACGCAGAUCAUCAACUAUCUGUCCCGCGAGGUGAUGCCCACGGUCGGUGUCGGGUUGGUGGGUUUGGUGAUGGCCGCCGGGUUGGCUUCGUACUUCCUCGGCAGUCCGCUGGGCGCGUUGCGUCGGUCGGACGAUCGGAAGGACGAUCUGUACUACUCCAACUACGAGGAGUACGCCGGACAGGAUGGGCAGAACGAGGAGGAUGUGUUCGGGAAGCUGAUCGCGGGCAUGCCGGACCGCUCCUACUACCGGAACAAUGCGGUGCGUCGGCGAACGCAGGUGCAGCCGGUGAGAACUGGCCAUCAGUACUACCACGUGCAGCCGUACUCCGCCAACAAGUAUCCCCACAUCACGUACCGCAAUCGGGCGUACGGCGGAACCGGUGGUCCGAGUGCGCCAGAAACGAUGUACACCAACGUCAACCGGCCGGCACCGGGUCCGGCAGGCCAGGCCAAGUCUCAGAACGAGUUCUUCUACAACACACCGCCAACGCCGCACUACCCGCUGCGUAGCGUUGCGGUCGAAACGCCCACACGGCCACCGUCCCCGGUGUACAGCUCGUCCGCUCCUGCGACGCUCGCUAGCAGCAGCACGGCCAGUCCGUCGUCUACCGUCGCUCCCAGCCCGGCUGCAGACCCGAUCGGGGAGACCGAGCACGAGAUGAUGCCCCACCCGGAGGCGUACUCCGCGGAGCACAGUCCUGAGCAUCACGCGCACUACGUCGCCGGCAGCAGCUACUCGGACGGCAUGCUGGACAUGAUCAAUUCCGCCGCAGUGCCGGAGCACGGCCCACGAAGAAAGCGCCGUGCGGUGGAUUCGGACGAGGAUUUCGAGCUGGAGAAUGAGAUCGAUGUGGACGAGGACCGUCCAAAGGACACGGCCGCCCAAUCGAGUCACGCCGGCGAGGUGACGGAAAUGACCUUCCCCGGGGGAGACAGCGAGACAACGACGGGCUCGGGAGGCACGGAGACGACAGCCGAGACCGAGACCGAGACUGUCACCCGAUACACUUGGGGCGACUUUAUCCGAAACACUGUCGAGCGGAAGGUGGCCAUGGGCAUCCACUUCCUCCAGCACGUCACCAUGGACUUUCAGCGAUAUCUGGAUGGUGUUCAUGAUCGAUUCCAGCAGCACCACACUCACACCAACACGACGGAAGCCACUCGUCACGGCAAACACUAG
Messenger RNA from Anopheles marshallii, 2472 nucleotides. RefSeq lists its product as uncharacterized. NCBI's taxonomy places the organism in Eukaryota, Metazoa, Arthropoda, Insecta, Diptera, Culicidae. The record is from RefSeq and is a predicted model, not a curated record. The coding region runs from base 1 to 2472 and encodes 823 amino acids. The transcript is spliced from 2 exons.